CAAGUUCCUUGGGUUAUACGUCUCCCAUUAUCCAUGCGAACAGACCAGAGAACGUCGCAUCGCAAACCCGGUCGUCGUCAGCAGAUUCUAAACUAGAACUGCAUUUUCGCAUAUCUUGGUCUGUCGGUUUUUAGCGUGUUUUGUGACAAACGCGUUUCGCACAUCUCGCGUUUCGCACAUCUCGCGUUUCGCCAUAUCUCCCUGCCAUGGCUCCCAAGAAAGGCGAUUCCGCUGGCGGGACGAGUGGCAAAGGCGGUAAAGCAGGUUCCGGAAAGCCGGCUGCCGCGGACCGGAAAAAGUUUUCCGUCAGCAGCAUUGUGGUCGAGGAGAAGGGCAAAGGGGAGAAAAAGCCGUCCGCCGCUUCUUCCGGCGGCGGCGGCGGCGGGGGGGGGAAGAAAUCGCGCGCUCCCCCGAGCAAGAAGCCGCAAGACGAUUAUCUCGCGGGCGUCGAUCUCCCGCCGUCCGAUGACGAGGAGGAAGACAUAAUCGACGGCGGAGAUGACGGGGAGUUCGUUGAGGAUGACGAUAUCGGCGGAGCCAAGGCGGGGAGGGGCCGCGGGCUUGUAACGGGGAUGGGGAAUCUGCAGAUGUCGGAUAAACAAGCGAAGAAAAAGAAGGAGAAGGAGCAAAUGCUUGAGCAAGCCCAGGAGGAGGCGCGAAAGGAGGCUCUUAAAGCCGACGAUGCUAACGCGUUCUCCGUCACUCUCGGGUCCCGAGUCGCGGAUAUGGACGCCGCGGACGACGCGGACGGCGCGGCGGGAACCGCGGCGGGUUCUGCGGCCGACGCGAACGUGCGCGAUAUUAAAGUGGAGAACUUCUCGGUCUCAGCGCGCGGAAAGGAACUAUUUAGGAACGCGUCGCUAACUAUCGUUCACGGGCGGCGGUACGGUUUAGUAGGUCCUAACGGCAAGGGUAAGUCGACGGUUAUGAAACUGCUGGCGCGGCGGCAGCUGCCGGUGCCACGUGGCAUCGACGUGCUAUUGGUGGAGCAGGAGGUGGUCGGGGACGAAAGAUCCGCGUUAGAAGCUGUCGUGACUGCGGAUCAGAAGCUCGUGAAGCUGCGCGAGGAAGAAGCGCGGUUACGUGCGAUCUUGGAUAAAUACUCGCACGCGGAAGGGGAGGGAGAGAAGGGAAAAGAAGGGGCAAAUCAGGGGGGAGGUGCAGAGACGGCAGAAGGAACGGCAGAUGCUGCUACAACCGAGAGCGCAACGACUGCGAAGGCGAAAGGGAAAGCGAAAAAGAAGGCCAGUCAGGCAGCAGCAGCUGCAGCUGCAGCCGCCGCAGCGGCAACUGCGGAAGCGGAGGAGGAAGACGAGGCGACGGCGAGCGAGAAGCUCGCGCACGUGUACGACGAGAUGCGCGAGAUAGGCGCGGAGGCGGCGGAAGCGCGCGCGUCGAAAAUCCUGGCGGGUUUGGGGUUUACGAAAGAGAUGCAGGCGCGAUCGACCAAGUCGUUCUCCGGGGGGUGGCGGAUGCGGAUCUCCCUCGCGCGCGCGCUUUACGUGCAGCCGACGCUGCUGCUAUUGGACGAGCCUACUAAUCACCUGGAUCUUAGGGCAGUCCUAUGGCUGGAGGAGUAUUUGAUGCGGUGGAAGAAGACUUUAAUCGUCGUGUCGCACGACCGGGACUUCCUGAACUCCGUGUGCACGGAUAUCAUCCACCUGCACGACGAGAAACUGUUCUUCUAUAAGGGCAACUUCGAGGGCUUCGAGGAGAUGUACGAGCAGAAGCGGCGGGAGAACAACAAGAAGUUCGAGGUGUACGAGAAGCAGCUCAAGGCGGCCAAGCGGUCGGGGAACAGGCAGAACCAGGACAAGGUGAAAGACCGGGCGAAAUUCAACGCACAGAAAGAGGCCAGGAAGGGCGGCAAGAAGAGCGCCAGCUCAGCAGGCGACGCGGACGACGACACGCCAGCCGAAGCCCCCAAGCGGUGGCGCGACUACGCCGUCGAGUUCCACUUCCCAGAGCCCACUGAACUCACCCCGCCCCUCCUGCAACUCAAGGAAGUCUGCUUCUCCUACCCCAACCGCCCGGAUUUCGCACUCUCCGAGGUGGAUGUGGGGAUAGACAUGGGCACGCGGGUGGCUAUAGUCGGGCCGAACGGCGCAGGAAAAUCGACUUUGCUGAAUUUGUUGGCCGGGGAUUUGCAGCCGACGCAGGGGGAGUCUAGACAAAGCCAGAAGCUGAGGAUCGGGAGGUAUUCUCAGCACUUUGUGGACCUUCUGGCGUUUGAUGAGACCCCCGUGGAGUACUUGCUGCGGCUGUACCCGAACCAGGAGGGCCCGAGCCGGCAGGAGGCGGUUCGGAGCAGGCUUGGGAAGUUUGGGCUGCCGAGCCACAACCACCUGACGCCGAUUGUGAAGCUGAGCGGGGGGCAGAAGGCCCGGGUGGUGUUCACGGCUAUCAGCAUGGCGCGGCCGCACAUACUGCUGUUGGACGAACCCACCAACCAUCUGGACAUGCAGAGUAUCGACGCACUGGCAGACGCUUUGGAUGAGUUCACGGGAGGGGUGGUGCUGGUGUCGCAUGACUCGCGGCUGAUCUCCCGGGUGUGCGACGACGAGGAGAGGGCCGAGAUCUGGGUUGUUGACGACGGCACGACGAAGAAGUUUCCGGGGAGCUUCGAGGAUUACAAGCAGCAGCUGAUCAAGGAGAUCAUUGCCGAGGUGGAGGACUAGAGGGGGGUUAGUCAGUAAAAAAUCAUUAAGGGUUUAGGAAAUGGAGUACCGGUACUAGCAGCAGCUGCCUAGAGAGGGUCAGUCGGGCAAGGGAGAGUCGGUCGGGGCUGAGUGGAUGGGAUGGGAAUACCGGUACAAUCAGCAGGUGAACCAGGUGGUCAUUGCCGAGCUGGAAGAUUAUAGUAGAGGGGACGGCCCGACGGGUAAGGUGUUUGGAGAGUGAUUAUGGUGGUGCGUUUGUGGAGUGGAGAGAUUUCCAGGUGAUGGUGUGGAUCGGUUUAGGGUUUAGAGUACAACCAGCAGCAGAUCCAGGAGGUUAUUGCCAAACGGGUGGGUGGGGGUUGAGGGAAUGGGAGCGUGGGUGGGUGGGGAAGAGUAGAGUACAAUGAGCAGUGGAUCAAGGUUAUUUUUGCAGAGGUGGAGGACUAGAGGGGGGGUCACUGGUUGGUCGGUCAGGCUAGGGCAAGUUGGGGUUGAUAGGAUGGAUGAAUUACUAGUGGCUGCUUACUGAGGAGAUACCGUAUGGGAGGAGUGGAGAAUAAGGGUUUGGCAUGAGUGUUGCAAAGUUUCUGUUGGAGUAUGAGGAAUGUUCCUUCUUCAGGUUUGAGGUUUAGGUGUCCUCUCAUGUUGUACUAGAGAUGAUUUCA
This is a messenger RNA of Closterium sp. NIES-67, 3325 nucleotides long. The record is from the annotation of a GenBank genome assembly. NCBI's taxonomy places the organism in Eukaryota, Viridiplantae, Streptophyta, Zygnematophyceae, Desmidiales, Closteriaceae.